Cavia porcellus (domestic guinea pig) is the source of this 5917-nucleotide messenger RNA. RefSeq names its product calcitonin receptor like receptor (gene Calcrl). Gene Ontology annotation, cellular component: plasma membrane. Gene Ontology annotation, biological process: cell surface receptor signaling pathway; angiogenesis; adenylate cyclase-activating G protein-coupled receptor signaling pathway. NCBI's taxonomy places the organism in Eukaryota, Metazoa, Chordata, Mammalia, Rodentia, Caviidae. The coding region runs from base 705 to 2099 and encodes 464 amino acids. Gene Ontology annotation, molecular function: adrenomedullin receptor activity; calcitonin gene-related peptide receptor activity; calcitonin receptor activity. The transcript has 17 exons. The record is from RefSeq and is a predicted model, not a curated record.
UCCUCUCUUGGGGUAUUUUACUUGAGAAACAAAGUAACCUAACACUAACUGCAGGCGGGGUCAGAGUGAUGUAACAGGAAGCUCUGAUGUUUCCCUUCUCUGCUGAUCACUUACAAUCUGACAACACUUCCAAUCCACUCAAAACAACUCCUCUCUCCAGCAGAGUGUCACCUCCUGCCUUGGGACUGUCAGGCUCCGCUUGCUGGAGCUCCCUCACGCCCGCAGGUCCCAUUACAAGUUUUCCCUCCUUCCCACCUUGCCUGGGUAUAAAUCUCUGCUGCAGUAUCUCAGAAAAUCAAAUUCCAUCCUGAGCCUAUUUCACCAAGAAUUUCCUCACGAGCUGCGCUGGGCCCUACGAUGCCACAUCAACCACUUUUGCUGCCACCUGUCAAAAUUCUGGACCGCCCCACUUUCAGACUUUGGAGCAAUUUCUAGCAGGACUUGGAGCUGUGUGUGACAGUAACAUCUACAACUUGAAUGAUUAGUAGGGUCAUGACCCCUGACUUUAAGAAAUUCUUCAAGACAAUGUCAGAUAUGAUCCAAGAGAAAAUGUGAUUUGAGUCUGGAGACAAUCGUGCAUAUCACCUAAUAAUAAAAACCCAAGACAGCUAAGAGAAGAGAAAACCAUAUCCAAGAAGAUUGCUACAACUCACAAGGACACAGCUUCUGGGUUGAUUUACAAGUAUUUUGUCUGAGCAGUAAGGAUGGAGAAAAUGUGUGUCCUGUAUUUUCUGUUUCUCUUGCCUUUUGUAAUGUGUCUCGCUACAGCAGAACCAGAAGAACAGUCUAAUGACACAAUGCACUUGAGGGUGACUCGAAAUAAAAUCAUGACUGCUCAGUAUGAAUGCUAUCAAAAAAUUAUGCAAGACCCCGUUCAACAAAUAGAAGGCAUUUACUGCAACAGAACGUGGGACGGCUGGCUGUGCUGGAAUGAUGUGGCAGCAGGAACCGAAUCCAUGCAGCACUGCCCGGAUUACUUUCAAGACUUUGAUCCUUCAGAGAAAGUGACAAAGAUCUGUAAUAAAGACGGAAACUGGUUUAGACAUCCAGAAAGCAACAGAACGUGGACAAACUAUACCCAGUGUAAUGUUAACACGCCUGAAAAAGUGAAGACUGCGCUAAAUUUAUUUUACCUGACUAUAAUUGGACAUGGAUUAUCUAUCACAUCGCUGGUUAUCUCACUGGGCAUAUUCUUUUACUUCAAGAGCCUAAGCUGCCAAAGGAUUACGUUGCACAAAAAUCUGUUUUUCUCUUUUGUUUGUAACUCCACUGUGACAAUCAUUCACUUUACUGCAGUGGCCAACAACCAGGCUUUGGUGGCCACAAAUCCUGUGAGCUGUAAAGUGUCCCAGUUCAUCCACCUUUACCUUCUGGGCUGUAACUACUUCUGGAUGCUGUGUGAAGGCAUUUACCUGCACACGCUCAUCGUGGUGGCUGUGUUUGCUGAGAAGCAACACUUGAUCUGGUAUUAUUUUCUUGGCUGGGGAUUUCCAUUGAUUCCUGCCUGUAUACAUGCUAUUGCCAGAAGCUUAUAUUACAAUGACAAUUGCUGGAUUAGUUUUGACACCCAUCUCCUCUACAUUAUCCACGGUCCAAUUUGUGCUGCUUUACUGGUGAAUCUUUUCUUCCUAUUAAAUAUCGUGCGUGUUCUCAUCACUAAGUUAAAAGUCACGCACCAGGCAGAAUCCCAUCUCUACAUGAAAGCUGUGAGAGCGACCCUUAUCCUGGUGCCGCUGCUUGGCAUUGAGUUCGUGCUCCUGCCCUGGCGGCCUGAAGGCAGAAUUGCUGAGGAGGUGUAUGACUACAUCAUGCACAUUCUCAUGCACUUCCAGGGUCUUUUGGUCUCUACGAUUUUCUGCUUUUUUAAUGGAGAGGUUCAAGCAAUUCUGCGAAGGAACUGGAAUCAAUACAAAAUCCAGUUUGGACACAGCUUUUCCCACUCCGACGCCCUCCGCAGUGCCUCGUACACGGUGUCCACCAUCAGCGAUGGCCCUGGCUUCAGUCAUGACUGUGCCAGUGAACACCUCAAUGGGAAAAGCAUCCACGACACUGACAACAUGGUCCUAAAACCAGAAAAGUUAAAAGAUUUAGCUAUAUGAAAGUAGGGGGAUCGUGGUCUAUUGUGUGCCCCCCAUGGACUCAAGGACUUAGACCCAUGAUUUCAGUCGGAAGACUUCAGUAUUAAGUGCAUUUCUUGAACGCCAUAAAGACCUCAAAUGAAAGGAGCAUUAUGUUUAUUGUUCAACAACUAGCUGUGUGGGGGGGCUGGCUUAUGUCUGACAGUAAGUACUCCAGUACAGCUUAUUUCAGAGUGCCCACUUGACAUCACUGGCUGUGGAAUUGCGGGAAAAAAAGCACAAUCCUCUUGUGAUCUGGUGUAUGCAUCAGCUUUAGCACAUACACUGCACAAAUUAACCUAUGAAUACAACUAUAGAGGUUCACACGCACACUGGGUAUGACCCUACUUUUGUUGUGUAAGAAGACCUAGCUAAGUCUUAUAGACGUGAAAGCAAAUUUUGCUUUGAAUUUGUGGUCUGUAAAACUCAUUAUCCAAUUUUUAGUGGUGCAAUUGAGUUUCAUUUGCCCAGACAAUACUCUACUCAAAUGAAUCAAGGAGUUAAUUAUUCUUGUUGGCUUACUCUCUUUUUUCUUAAAAAAAAAAAAAAAAAAAAAAAAAAAAAAAAGCGACCAAGAAUUGAAAUGAACUAUAUACUCACUUCCUGAUAUAGCACAGUUAUAUCCUGAGACAAAUCCACUUAUUCAACUUGGUGAACAGGAUGUAUGAUAUGCAAUCCUAUUUCUGUAUGAUUAGGUAGAUAUCUUGGUUGAUGUUACAAAACACAUUGUCCACUACUUUCCUGUCUUACUUACUACACAAGUGGGGGUGGGGAGGGUUGGGAAAUCAGUUUCCCUGUACCUGUAAAUAGAAGCUUUGCCCUACCAUUUCUACUGUGUAAACAAAUUAGCAAUCAUUUUACAUGAAGGAAAACAAUGAAGGAUUUUUUUAUUACCUUGGGAAUUUGUAAAAAAACAAAAGAUUUUUGUGAAAAUUAGCUUGUAAAUAUUCUAUUAUUUUAUUUUAUAGCCUGAAAUCAAAUAUAUAUACAACCAAGGUAAUUUUUUAAAAAUAAGAUACAUAAUGAAACAAGUUAUACAUGUUAAUAUCUGAUACUGUGUCUGGGCUGACUUUUUUUAAAAACAUAGAGUCUGGAAUUCUAUAUUUCAUAAAUAUUUUAAGGACAACCAGAUGCCAGCAUCAGAAGUUUGAGAACUAAAAAAAUAGAAACAUCUAUGAUAAGAUAUAAAAUAUUUAUUUUAAAAAUGCAAAGCCAUUAUUUUAUUGGCAUAACAGCUUUGAUGAUUCAUAUCUUCAUAUCGGCUUGAUGUAUUUUUUUCUUUUAGUUUGAAGAUGAACUCACAUUCUAUUCAGAAAUUUAAAACCAACUACUGUAAUAACUGUCAAUCUUAUGGGUUCUACUCCAUUAAAAUAUUUUUUUAGUGACUUACUAUAUGAUGAUAUGUAGUAUUGAAAAGGUUACAAAUAAAACAUAGAGGAAUAUUCUCUAUAUAAUAUGCAAUGCUUUAAUAGUUUAAUAGGCUGUGAUAUAUAAUAACGCAAAUCAGAAAAGACUUGAAUAUCCAUCAAUUGCAAAGAAUUGUGAGAUAUUUACAAAAUAAAUGCAAUAAAAGUUAAUCUUGCUAAUGAAUUAAAUUGAUCUUUAAACCGGAGUCAGUUUUUCUAAUAAUAUUUUCCACUGAUUUCUGAAAAACAAUAAUGAUUUCAAAUAGUGAAAGUCAAUUUUGAUAAAAGUCAUGUUAGUGUAUUUUGAAGUUGUCAAACAGCUGAAAAUUGAUUAAACUAAUGGUUUAGUCACCAAAAUUAUUUCUUGAAUGGUUAAUCGAUGGUGAGUUUGGAGGUCACUUGAAAUUGUCAAGGAAAUUGUUUAAGUUAGAAUGAAUACGUUAAGUGGUAUGUUAAGUGUAUUUACAACUUAUAAUUUAUCUAUACAUGUAAAGGUAUUAGUUUAACAUUUUUGAAAUUUAUAAAAAACUGUCAUGGAAAGAAACAAAACCUGUUUUCAGCUACCUAAAUUAUUCAAAAAAUUUUAUUUUAAUAAGCCAUACGUUAGUUAUUUAUUAUUCAAGGGCCCAGAUUCAUAUCCUUUGCAGACAGUGUUCAUGUAUUUCAGCAUUUCCAUAGUAGUAAAAAAUGUCAAAUUAUCAGAGAGCAUGUUAAAGUGAUAUUGUAAUUUUAACUUGCUUUUCACUCUACUUUAAACAGAUUAAGUGUGUUGCACUGUGGCAGUUUCCAGAUGUGCCCACCAGUCUGUGAUCUAUUAGUAUUAAUUUUGUUCCCACAUGCUUUUAAGAGUAAUUAUCUUUAAAUGUCAGACUUCUCUACAUUUGAAGUGCUCAGACCUAUCACCCAUAACCAAGUAAACCUUAUACUUUUUAAACUUGAGCUUCUUUGGUAUCCAAAACCUAAUUUUGAGAAUCUCUAGCUUUUCAGAUGGAGAUCAGCCAUUUUUUGGCAAGUCCUUGUGAAAGUCCCAUUUUUAUUUUCUAAAAAUUCUAUUUUGCUGUUUUUUUCAAAAGUUACUUUGUAGUGUGUUUACUCAUAAAAUAACUCUUCUGGAAUUUCGUGUUUGUUCACAUGCAAUCCAAUGUACAUAGACAAUGGUAACUGUAGUGCUGUAUUUAUUGCUUAAAUAUUUUUAAUGUGAAAUUCUUUGACAUUUUUCUUCAUUUUUACCUGCUAAAAGAAACUAUCUCUAAAACUAUUGAAGCUAUUCCAGUCAAUUAAAACAACUCAUGUUACACUUACUCAAAUCAUGCCUUUGUUUGAUUUUAUGAAAAUAUUAAAGCUAAAAGUUAAAGUUGAUUUUUCCCUCAUGUUUAUUGGAGUGCUGAAUAAGCCAAUUAAGAAAAUAUUUCUUUUAGCAUUCAGCUAACCCUUUUUAACGCCUAUCAAUAUAUGUCUAUUACCUUCUCUGAAGUCUUCAAUAAACCAAGAAUUUAAUUUAAUUAAAUUUUAAAAGUUAUGAAUUUGUUUUUCUAGCUAAAUAAUCAAACAAACUAGAAUGUAUACAAAUCUCUUAUGUCAUAAAAGUUGUGCAUAAGUAAGAAAACGAUUAGGAAUUUGUCUCCUUUUUUCCUUUAUGUAAUUUUAUAUUGAAAAUCAGAAAGAGAAGUAAGAAACAUAUUGAACACAAUUGGUUUUUUAUGGUACUGGGAAGUGAACACAAGGCUUUCACUCUGAGCCUUCUCCCUCUCCCCAUUUGCUUUUGGUUUGAGACAGGCUCUCUCUAAACUGCCUAAGCAAGGCUCCAACCUGGGAUCCUGUCUCUGCAUUUUGCUAGAACACCAGUAUGUACCACUAUAUUUAGCUAUUAAAGAUGAUUUUUAAAAGAAGGCAAAUUCAUGGCUUGCACAAAUGAAAAAUGAAAUUGCAUCUCAUUUUGCAAUUGCAAACUUUUGUUGAACUCAUUAAUGAGGGAACCAAUAACACAUUACCAUCAUUCAAAAGAAAAGUCAAAGAAUUGUUAUAUUUCAGUAUAUAAAGAUGCUGAAAUAAAUGAAAUCAAAACCACACUGUCAGUUACAGUUUAUUAAAGAAUUUAUAUUUCUGUGAUUAAGAAAAAAUGUGCAUAAGUAUCAAUCUUCUACAACUAACAUUCAUUAAAUAUCUCAAUAGGAGUAACUUAGGAAAAGACAGUAGGAAGCAACAGAGAUGGCAUAUAUAUACUAAUAUAUAUGUAGACAUAUAUAUCACAGUAUAUUACACACCACGUGCAAAUAUACCAGGUGGAAAACAUCUGUCCAUUUUAAAACUUCUGUCAUGCUUUACAACCUCUUUUUAUUCUGAUUAUAACAAUUUUUGAAAACAUUCUUGAUUAAAAAUCCUGCUAACCUCGUA